Amaranthus tricolor (Joseph's coat) is the source of this 1717-nucleotide messenger RNA. RefSeq names its product probable galacturonosyltransferase-like 9. Gene Ontology annotation, cellular component: Golgi apparatus. Bases 239 to 1411 code for a protein of 390 amino acids. Gene Ontology annotation, molecular function: glycosyltransferase activity. The transcript has a single exon. Lineage: Eukaryota; Viridiplantae; Streptophyta; Magnoliopsida; Caryophyllales; Amaranthaceae. The record is from RefSeq and is a predicted model, not a curated record.
CUUAACUGUUUUGCACUUCUCCAUCCUCCAUAUAUAAAUACACACCUUAUCUCUCUCUAUCUCUUUCUCUUUAAAUCUCCGUCUUCUUCUAUUUCUUCUUUCUUCUCUCUAUCUUUUAUCUUUCUUUUCUUUUAAUCCAAUUUUACCUUUUCUUUUUUAUCAUAUCAAAUGCAAUAACAUAUACUUUCCAACCAUAGCUAUAUUUCAGAAGAACAAGAAGCUGUUCAAGAAAAGAUUAAUGGCGCUCCAUCACUUAUGGAACGCCAUCGUUUUACUUCUUUUCUUCUCUCCUUUCUGUCUUGGUAUCAGAUCUCUUGCAAGAUAUGCUUCUACUACUAAAACUACUGCAACUUCUUCUUCAGGGGUUGGAUUGGAAUUUCAUCAUCUGCUACGCUACUCUGAAGCGCCGGACUACCGUAACGGCAUGGACUGCUCAUCUACUCUUUCACCAUCUUCUGUUUGUGACCCUUCGUUAGUUCACGUGGCUAUGACCCUUGAUUUUGAGUACUUGCGUGGUUCAAUCUCAGCGGUUCAUUCUGUUCUCAAGCAUUCUUCUUGUCCUGAAAAUGUCUUCUUUCAUUUCAUUGCUGCUGAGUUUGACUCGCUCUCACCUAGAGUUCUGAGUCAACUCGUCCGAUCCACUUUCCCUUCUUUAAACUUUAAGGUUUACAUUUUUCGAGAAGACACGGUUAUUAACUUAAUCUCUUCUUCUAUCCGUAGCGCGUUAGAAAACCCAUUAAACUACGCCCGAAAUUAUUUGGGUGAUAUACUUGACCCGUGUGUAAACCGAGUCAUUUACCUUGAUUCGGAUCUUAUUCUAGUUGAUGAUAUCCACAAAUUAUGGAAUACAACUCUUUCAUCAACUCACAUUAUCGGAGCUCCGGAGUAUUGCCAUGCUAAUUUCACAACAUACUUCACCAACACAUUUUGGUCAAAUCAUGGACUCAAAUCUUUGGCUUUCGGGUCAACGAGCCGAAAACCAUGUUAUUUCAAUACGGGUGUAAUGGUUAUGGAUUUGAAGAAAUGGAGGGAAGGAAAUUACGGGAAGAAGAUUGAAUCAUGGAUGGAAAUACAGAAGAAAAAGAGGAUAUAUGAGUUGGGUUCAUUACCACCAUUUUUGUUAGUGUUUGGUGGAAAAAUAGAACCAAUUGAUCAUAGAUGGAAUCAACAUGGAUUAGGAGGAGAUAAUGUAAGAGGUUCAUGUAGAUCUUUACAUCCAGGACCUGUAAGUUUGUUGCAUUGGAGUGGUAAAGGUAAACCAUGGGUUAGACUUGAUGGAAAUAAACCAUGUCCGUUGGAUCAUUUGUGGGAACCCUAUGAUUUGUUCAAAGGAAUAGAGGUAGAUGAUGAUCAUCAAAAUCAGCAAUUUGUUUCUAGCUUUGCUUCUAAUUCAUUAAUUGGUUGGUUGUAGUUUCUAUUCAUUUCCAUUUAAUUUCAUUUUUAUUUAUUGUGAACAAAAAUAUUGGAAAAAGAAAGAACAAAUUAAUUCUUUUGUAGAAGGGUAGAUGGGGAGGAUGUACAGUUGAGUGUUGACAGAUUGCAUUUAAUCGGUAUAUUGGUUUUUUUUUUUUUUUUUUUUUUUUUUUGAAUUUAAAGUAACGUUAUACUCCUAUUAUUUUCAAUUCUGGGUUCCUUUAUUUGGGAACCAAAUUUUGAGAUCUAUUGUUUUUUUGGUUUUGAUUGAAAAAUAAAUGAUAGAUGUAGAAUUUUGUGCUGG